UACCUAUUCUAUACAUGAUUUUGCAAAAAACUACCUUAUCUAAUUUUUUUUUCAAAAAACUACCUUAUGUGAUACUUAUGUUUGCAAAAGAGUACCUUUUAACGGAUAGGUUAGUUUUGACCGUCAAAACUAACUUUGACUAUCACGUGUGACGCACGUGACCUAUUAUUUAGCAAACCUUCUUCAUUGCUGCUGUUCAUUUCAGAAACCUUCUUCGAAAGAGCUUAUGUUUUCUCUUCUUCUUCGAAAAAACCGGGUUAUCUUCUUCGAAAAAGCUGUGCAAAGCUCUUCAAUUCAGGGAGUUAGGUUGUGAAGUGAAAUACUCUAAGUGCUACAUGGCUAAAAGAAUUGCAAAGAAAAUGUUAGUUGGUGAUGCUAGUGAAGAGUAUAGCAGGGUGUGGGAUUAUGCGGAAGCAAUAAGGAGGUAUAACCCUGGAAGCACUGCAAUCGUCAAAUGCAUCGGAAUAGAGACACCUCCACCCUUGUUUCAAAGGAUGUAUAUAUGUUUGCCAGCAUGUAAGGAGGGUUUUGUUGCUGGUUGUAGGCCUAUUAUAUGUGUUGAUGGGGCGCAUUUGAAGGGACAAUUCCCUGGGGUUUUGCUUACCGCUGUAGGUAAGGAUGGGAACAAUAACAUCUUCCCUGUUGCAUGGGCUGUCGUCGAAACAGAAAACGUAGAAACUUGGACUUGGUUUCUAAAUCUCCUUAUAGAAGACCUAAAGUCGGUUAGUUCAUCAAGUAGUUGGGUGCAAGCAGGAUGUGAAGAUUUUACCUUCAUGAGCGAUAGGCAAAAGGGUUUGAUUGAAGCUUUAAACGCAGUGAUUCCUGAAGCUGAAAUUAGGUUUUGCUGUAGGCAUAUAUGGGCUAACUUUAAGAUUAAGUUCCCUGGAGAGUUGUACAAGCAUCACUUUUGGAAAGCAGCAAGAGCUUACAACAAGUUUGAUUUUGAUAGAGAAAUAAAUGAAAUAAAGAAUAUUUCUGUUCAAGCAUAUGAAUAUCUAGCUGCUAUUCCUGCUAAACACUGGUCUAAGCAUGCUUUUCCUAUUAGGAGUAAGUCUGGGAUGUUGUUAAAUAAUUGUUGUGAAUCAUUUAAUAAUGUGUUAGUAGAAGCUAGGGGGAAGCCCAUUAUUUCUCUUAUGGAGUGGAUUAGGAGAUAUGUGAUGCAACGGAGUGCAGCCAAAAGAGAAGGGUUGGGUAACUUUAGAGGUGUGUUGAUGCCAGCUAUCUCCAAAAUGAUUGAAAAAAAUUCAAAGGAAAUAUAUGGUUUGAGGGUAAUCCCAGUGGAUGUGUCUGAGUUUGAGGUGGAUGAUGAUGAAAAAAGUUACGUUGUGAACUUGACCAAUAAGACAUGCCUUUGUGGAAGUUGGAAUCUUCUUGGGAUCCCUUGCAAACAUGCCAUGGCUUGUAUUUGUAUUAGAAAAUUGGAUGCUAGUGAAUUUGUCCAUCAGGCGUAUCUUGUAGAAACGUAUGCAAAGACAUAUGAUCCUAAGUUUUAUGGUAUGCCAGGACGCGAAAUGUGGCCGACAACCACUUUAGCAAAACCUCUUCCUCCACCAUUUCGAAAGAUGCCUGGAAGGCCUAAAAUGAAGAAAAGAAAAAAGGAAAGCGAUGAAGGUAAAGGAGGUAACAAGCCUGUAAAUGUUGUUCGAGAAUUCAAGCAACGAAGAUGUGGUAAUUGCGGUGAAUUAGGCCACAACAAAAGAAAAUGCAAGAAUCCAGCAAAAUCACAUCCAACAGGGAGGAAGUCAAAGGGUGGAAGGCCUAAAAUAGGAACUCCUUGCACCAGCAGUCAACAAACGCAAACCGGAACAACAGCAUCCACUUCAUGUAUAGUGGAUCAACAAAGUCAAAUAUAGAGCUGUAUUUGAAUUGAGAAUGUACUUUGUUUCUUUGAAUUUAAUGUGCUGAAUUAAUGUAAGACAUAUACUGUGUUUUGAGAUGAACAGCAUGUAAUCAAAUGUUCAAAUCAAUGUUCUAUGCUGUGCUGUGCUGAACUGAUUGUGUUGAAUCAAUGUUCAAAUCAGUGUUCAGAUCAAUGUUCAUACUGAGACACCCUUGAAUCAAUGUGCAGAUCAAUGU
Messenger RNA from Amaranthus tricolor (Joseph's coat), 2076 nucleotides. RefSeq lists its product as uncharacterized. Gene Ontology annotation, molecular function: zinc ion binding; DNA binding; transposase activity. NCBI's taxonomy places the organism in Eukaryota, Viridiplantae, Streptophyta, Magnoliopsida, Caryophyllales, Amaranthaceae. The record is from RefSeq and is a predicted model, not a curated record. The transcript has 3 exons. Bases 336 to 1853 code for a protein of 505 amino acids. Gene Ontology annotation, biological process: DNA transposition.